This is a messenger RNA of Balearica regulorum gibbericeps (East African grey crowned-crane), 221 nucleotides long. The record is from RefSeq and is a predicted model, not a curated record. Lineage: Eukaryota; Metazoa; Chordata; Aves; Gruiformes; Gruidae.
AUGUGACAGCUGAGGCAGUAGGUGUAGCUAUUGCUGCACCUCCAUCAGAAGGGGAGGCCAAUGCAGAGCUGUGUCGCUACCUCUCUAAGGUGCUAGAAGUGAAGAAGAGUGACGUUGUUUUAGAGAAGGGUGGUAAAUCACGUGACAAAGUGGUGAAGAUUUUGGUAUCCAUGACACCAGAUGAGAUUUUAGAAAAACUGAAAAAAGAAGCUUCCAGUUGA